Molecule: messenger RNA, 1470 nt
Organism: Nyctereutes procyonoides (raccoon dog)
Lineage: Eukaryota; Metazoa; Chordata; Mammalia; Carnivora; Canidae
Gene: CUNH11orf16
Product: chromosome unknown C11orf16 homolog
Exons: 5
Coding region: 1-1470 (489 amino acids)
Source: RefSeq, a predicted model, not a curated record
AUGGAAUCCUCUGCAGGGACUGGGACGCCUCAGCCCAAAUACUGCAGUAUGGCCACAACCCUGAAGCCCUCUUCCUGGACUGGCCCUGCUCCUCCCUGGGAACUCUCCUGCACCUGCCCCUUUGCCAUCCAAGCACCCUGGCUCACCCGGCACAACCUCCUCACCAGAUAUGUAUCUUACCAACCAUGUCUCCACAUUGCUGACUCAGCAUGGCAGGGGCCUGGCUGGUUGGGAAGAGUUGGAGAUGCUGCUGACACAUGGGUCCUGGCGAGAAGGGGACCAGAUGGCUUUUAUUACCGGGCUCAGAGAAAGGCUGCUCCAGAGCUGGAGAGACAGGGGGCUCUGCUUGUGGAAUUUGAGGUUCCCCUCAUCACAGACCCAAAGCUGCCAGCCCAGUGGCAGAGCAUGGUCUUAGAAGAGGAUGUCAUUCAGUGCUUGCCACCCAUGGGCUACUCACUGGAACCUGGGGACAAGGUGCUUGCACCCUGGGAGCCAGACCAACAGCGGUACGGCCCUGGCACUGUUCUCUUGGGCUCGGAGGCAAGAGAGCCCCAGCGAGCAUCAAAAGGAGGAGAAAUUACUGUUCACUUUUGGAAUGGCAACACAGCGACCGUGCCUCUAGGCAGGGUUCAGUGGGUGCCCCUGGCUGUCUGGAAGAAGGCUGUGGAGAGGCUGCACAAGCCUUUAAUCCAGGAGCACCCCAGGCCCCUCCUCUGGGCCCCUUGCUGCUCUCUGUGGGGACCAGCCACCGGAUGUGUCACCAGUGGGCCUUCUCUGGGCACUCCAUUCCCAUGUCCUCCCUGUGUCCCCCCCGCCUGCUGCCAACUGCUGUGCCAGGGCUGCCUCUGCUGUUGCUCCCUGGCUGGACCUACCUGGUGGCCUCUAACCAGGACCUCAGGGGGCACAGCCAAAGAAUGUUCGGAGGUGGAACCGAAGCCCCCAACACAGCUUUUGCCCCUAGUGCAUCCUAAAGAAGAUGAAGCUUCCGUGCGAGCUCCCCUGGGUGUUUCUUCCUCCUCCUCUUCAUCUUCUGAAAAGGAUUUGGAGACUGAUCUGCAGAUGGGCCUCCCCCAGAGGCUGAUGGUGGACGGUACAGUCAACACAGACCUCGUCCUUCCUGAGAAGUGUCCAAGGAGGCAGGGUGGCCUCCGCCAGCCUGGGUGGAGAUACUGGAGAAACGGGUCUGAGCCGCAUCCUGGGAAGCUAGGAGCAGGAAAUGGCACCAUCUGGAAAGAAAAGAGGAGCAACAAAGAGCAAAGAGUACAAGCUAUAGUGAUGGGGAAUACCAGGGAGCUGGUCCUGGAAGCAAGUGGCGUGAAGCCACCACAUAUCCUGCCACAAGAUGAACACAGAAAACAAAGUCAGGCAACAGCGACACACCAGAGGAACCAGAAUGCUCUCAGACCAAAAGCCUUGAGGAGCCAGGUAAAAAGCAGGAUGGCUGGGAAGGGGCUCCCUAAGGACUCCUGA